Messenger RNA from Insectozyma verbasci, 699 nucleotides. The record is from the annotation of a GenBank genome assembly. Lineage: Eukaryota; Fungi; Ascomycota; Pichiomycetes; Serinales; Debaryomycetaceae.
AUGUCUACACAAGCAACAAAGAGACUCAACAAAGAGUAUAAGACGAUUCAAAAUAAUCCCAUUCCUCACAUCAACGUAAGGGCCAACUACGAGAAUAUUUUAGAGUGUCAUUAUAUUAUAAGUCCACCAUCACACCCUUAUGCUGAUGGCCAGUUUCAUGGAAUAUUAAGAUUCCCCCCCGAAUACCCAUUUAAACCGCCCAGUAUUAUAAUGAUAACUCCAAAUGGUAGAUUUGAAGUUAACACACGUUUAUGUUUAUCAAUGAGUGAUUAUCAUGUUGAUACGUGGAAUCCAGCAUGGUCAGUUUCCACUAUUUUAAUUGGUUUAAUGAGUUUUAUGUUAGGUAAUGAGAGUACAACAGGUAGUAUAAGUACAACAGAUUCAAUUAAAGUUAAGUUAGCUAGAAAUAGUAAAAAAUGGAAUAAUGAAUCAAAUUUAAAGUUUAAGAAAAUAUUUCCAGAAUUAUAUAAACUGAAUCAAAUUGAAAUUGAAGAAGAAGAAAAAAAGAAGUUACAAUUGGAAAAUGAACUUAACAAAGAAGAACCAAUUGAUUUAUCAAAAUUAGAUCCAGAAGAUAGAAUAAGAUAUUUAGAAUUAGAAUCAAAUCAUGGAAAUUUGAAUUUUAGACCAAUAUUAUUGGGCACUUCAGGUAUUUUAUUGGCUACUAUAGUUUUUUUAUUAAUGAAGUUAAAGAAUUAA